Messenger RNA from Bactrocera dorsalis (oriental fruit fly), 2994 nucleotides. Its product is annotated as DNA-binding protein RFXANK. Gene Ontology annotation, molecular function: protein binding. Gene Ontology annotation, cellular component: nucleus. The record is from RefSeq and is a predicted model, not a curated record. The transcript is spliced from 4 exons. Gene Ontology annotation, biological process: regulation of apoptotic process. Lineage: Eukaryota; Metazoa; Arthropoda; Insecta; Diptera; Tephritidae. Bases 65 to 1090 code for a protein of 341 amino acids.
GCUAGAAUCGGUCAAAACAGCUUCCAUUUCAAACAUUUAUCAAUAUCCACAAUCCAAAUGAAAAAUGAAUAUUUCCACAUUUUUUCCAAUUUGCCUCUGCACAUUUUCUCUUCCGUGCGCUCAGACAACAGCUACGUCGGCGAAUACUACAGAUUUCUCAAUUAAAUUCUGUUCAUUCACAUUUAAGUUCGAAAAGAUAGCCCAGUCCGCCUGGCUAUUUCGAAUUGUCGGCGCUUUUGUGUGCAAGAGUGUGAAAAAGACGGAAAAUCCAAAAUAUAACAACACAGCGGGGAAUCGAAACAGUACAGACCUACACUUGAACAUGUCUUCAGCGGCCAAUUCGCCUGCGACCAAUUCGAAUUCUGAUGACGAACAAAGCCGAUCGAAAUGGCAUUUACAACUAAAUGCGGACACACCUCCACCAAAUUCAAACACCCCAUUAUCUACGCCCACCUCAUUGCAUUCCAGCGCCGGUGGAGUUAGUGGUGGAGCAACAAAACGUAAAAGUGCGUUUCUUCCAUAUCGUCCACAUGCCACUGUACUUACAAACUUGCAGCGCGGCAAUACUGAAGCUACAUUUUGCCCAGUGGAAGUAGCAUUAUCAUUCCACGAACGUGCCGGUCAAGGUGAGAUCACCGAUGAUCAGGUGCGUAUAGAAUUCGAGCGUAAUGCUCGCAAUAUUGAUUUCAAAGAUGCUACUGGGUUUACUGCUCUACAUUGGGCAUCAUACUACGGUCAGCUAGCUGCCGUACGCUUACUUGUUGAUUCUGGUGCUGAUGUGAAUGCCGAAGCACCUGAAAUGGUAACACCACUUUUGCUUGCAGCCUGUGGUGGUCACAAUGAGGUGGUGCGUUUGUUGCUGGAACAUGGUGCUCGCCCUACACAUAUGGAUAUUGUCGGUAAUACGGCGUUAAUGUAUGCCGCUGCUGGAAAUCACCCACAUACCUGCAACGAAUUGUUAGCCAAAGAUCCGGAUAUGACGGCAACCAAUGAGAAUGGUGAUACCGCAUACUCCUUGGCUGUAGAAAAUGGAGCUGUUUUGGCGCAAGCUGUGCUGGAGCAGUACUUGAGUGCGUUGCUGCUGCUUUAAAAGAAAACUAUUCUCAAAAGGAAUUGAUUAUGAAAACGACUCGUCGGAGGUCGCUGCUGAUGGCUCUAAAUCACGCAAGCGAAGUUGAAAACACAGAGUUACCUCUUAAGUAGCAACAGUUAUUCGUAAAGAUGUGAAAGUUGGGUCCAACGAAAUUUUUAGCAAUUAUCUGAAACUUGAAGCUCUUCUAGAAUAUAUUUACUUUUUCUAGAAUCCCCCUCUACAUUCUUAAAUGUAUCAAACUUAAAAUUUAUCUUAUACAUAGAAAAAGUCAAUACAAUUUCACCGAAUUGUGAAAAUAUUAGAAUUUUUAUUUUUUAUUGCAAAAUAUAUUCUUUGUUGCUGCAGUGUAUCUGAAUUGUAUUUCCUGUUUAUAUUUAGAGCCCACACGUUUUAAUGGUUUCCUCCAGAUGCUGGAAGUCUUGCUACUAUGUAUUUUUAUUGACAAAAAGGAAGAGUAUCUAUUGCCCGUUAUAACUGUGCAACACAACUUUGUUGCAUCUGUUGAUUUAAACACUGCACGUGCUCAUAAAAAUAAUGAAAUAAUUAAAAAUCUAAUUUUACAAUAAUGUUUUUACAAAUAUACGUACAUACAUAUAUAAAUACUGACCUUUUUUUUAAUACAAAUCACUUAAAUAAAUAUGAAUUUAUGUAUGCAUUUUUAAAUGGCGUCUGUGUGCCAUGCAUAUACAUAUGUAUACUCUAUUGAGUUUUGUUUUGCUUAGCUGCUUCUGUCGCUUUAUUUUGCGUUGGGUACUGUACGUAGAAUCAUGUUGUUUUUCAUUUCGAAAAUAUGCUGCAUUCCCAGCCAAUGCAUUCAACAAACAGCAAGCGAGCUAGCGAGGCAAUUCCAAUAGCGCAGCCAGGCCAAUCGACGUCAACAAACCGACGACGACCAGCCGAGCAUCGAAACAAACAAUGGUGCAACCAGCUUAACUGGUGGCAUCUGGUACGCUGCAUCAUACAUACGUACAUACUACGUAGAUGUUGAUGAUGAAGAUGACGACGAUGAUGAUGUUGUGCAUAUAUCAACAAAAACAAAGCUGCAGCGUUGUGCCAGUUUAUUUGUUGCAGUCGUCGAGCUCGAGAGCUGCGUUGCAUCUGUUUUCUCCGGUGUUCGUUGCAGCCGGCAUCUGAAAUGUUGUUGACAUCUUUGUUGUUGGUAUUUUCGCCUAUGCUCUCCAUCUCUCUUCUGCACACUCAAUCGCUCUAUGUUGCGGCUGUGCUGCCUUUUCGAAAUGAUUUUCUCUUUUACGAACCUAUUCGUUUACCAUCUGCUUUCGCUCUUUGCAUUUGUGCAUUUGUUUUUAUUGCAUUUCUAAAAUUUUUUCCCUCAUUGUAUAUUUUCUCAUUGGAUAUGCCAUUGCAUCCAAAUGUCAAUAAUAAUAAUAACAAAAACAACAACAACAUUGUCAAUGCCUAUUUUAAGGUGUUUGCCUUUUCCGUUGUGCAUCUUUUCUAUACAUAUUCGUUUUUUGCUUUUGUUUUGAUUUGAUUUGCUGUACAGUUGCAGACAUAAAAAUACAUACAUAUGAGUGUAUUGUUGCAUGCGUUUAAUAAAUAGCAUAGAGCUAAGUCUGUUCUAUAACACAAAAGUUAGAAACUUUAUUUUUUUUUACAACUUUCUAUAUUUUGAGCUUUGAAAUGGAAUACGCCUCGGGUUUCUUAAAGAGGCAAAAUAAUAUAUCGCGUUGAAAAGUUUUUUUAAUGGUGCCUGGCCGUGUAAAAUAUUGGUCAUGGACCCGCCUACCACUGGAAAAGCAACUUUGGAGUUCAAAUGUGUUACAAAAAUAAGGCAUCUGGUAGGAACUUGCUUUGAGCCAACAAAAACUUCCAAGUUCUCCAAAACUGAAUGAAGCAUCGUUAAAGUUUGAAAAAACUCCCGAAUAAAUAAGCUACAUUUA